GUAUUUACUGUUGUCGUUUUGCGUGUAAAUUGGAUCCGAAAGCUUAUCAAUUGGUAUGUAAGUUAGGCUAACGAAAUUUAAAGUUUGUUUCGGUUGUUCUUAUCUUCUGGUGAAGUACAUGCCAAACAUGGGUGUGGCUGGCAGAGGUUUGCUACUGUGACAUUUGCACACUGCAACUCAUGUCAUGGCUGCUGCCAGUGAAGACAAGAAGGCAUCUGGCGACCACCAAGACAUCCAGCUCGGAUUUGUAGAGCGCACAGAGCCCUGGAAGCUGGUGAGCCGCUACUUCCCGACCAAGGUGGGCGGCCGACCCGCGUGGCUGGAGCUGCGCCACCUGCCGCCGUCUGAGGCGCUGCGGUGCGGUCACUGCAGCGCGCCGCUCGUCUUCCUCUGCCAGCUGUAUGCGCCGAUCGAGGAGCGAGCCGGCUGCUUCCACCGUACCGUGUUCGUGUUCAUCUGCCGGCGGCCCGAGUGCUCGCAGCGGCCGUCGGGCGGCGUGGCGGCGCUGCGCUGUCAGCUGCCGCUGGAGAACCCCUACUACCCUGACACGCCGCAGGAGGAGCGGCCGCUGCUGGGGCCCGACGAGCACUCGGCCGAGCACCACGUGACGCUGUGCGCCGUCUGCGGCUGUCUGGGCACCAAGAACUGCUCCAUCUGCAAGAAGGUGUACUACUGCAGCCGAGAGCACCAGGCCAUCGACUGGAAACAUGGACAUAAGAAAAAAUGCAAAGAGGCUGGCGGCGCCGGCUCCGGGAGCCAGAAGUUCCUGCUGCCAGAAUCCGAGGUGGUCAUUGAGGACGAGCCGGCUGACUCCAAGAAGCGUGAGAAGACAGAGGAAGAACGUAUGGCCGACUACGCGUCACUCAUCAAGGACAAGAUCGAGGCUCUUCCCGAUGCCGACGUGGACGAGCUGGACAAGAUGGCCUCCUCGAGCGGCGACGACCCGGUGUUCGCGCGCUUUCGGAAGCGCGUGGCGCGCGAGCCGGAGCAGGUGAUCCGGUACUGGCGCGGCGGGGCGCCACUUUGGGUCAGCAAAGACCACCAGCCCGCCGAGACGGACAUACCCAACUGUUCCUGUGGCGCCAAACGGCACUUCGAGUUCCAGAUUCUGCCGCAGCUGCUCAACCACCUGGAUCUGGACGAGAUGGGCGACAGCGUCGACUGGGGUACCCUGGCCGUCUACACCUGCUCCGAGAGCUGCGAGGCCGCCGACCCCGAGCGGCCCUACCGCGAGGAAUUUGUCUGGAAACAGCAGCUCUGACCCACAGCCGCCGUGAGGGAAAGGUAUGAGAAGCGGGUUUGUUAAGAUAUCGGGCGAAGAAGAGCCCGAAAGAAAUGUGAUGAAGUGUCGUGAAAUCGAAAAUACAUGACCUUAUGGAGGCAUGGCAGCAA
Molecule: messenger RNA, 1392 nt
Organism: Amphibalanus amphitrite
Lineage: Eukaryota; Metazoa; Arthropoda; Thecostraca; Balanomorpha; Balanidae
Product: programmed cell death protein 2-like
Exons: 5
Coding region: 185-1261 (358 amino acids)
Cellular component (GO): cytoplasm; nucleus
Source: RefSeq, a predicted model, not a curated record